UAAACAAUAAUUUUACACAGUAAAUAUGUAUAGCUUUAUGCACUACUUGGUGUACAAUGUUAAACUCUAGGGUAACGAAUUUGAUUUGACAAUGAUAAAAAAUAUGUACAUAUGUAUAUAAGUAUAUGGUUUGGUUUGAGUCCCACCCACCCUCAAUAUAUUCUCAAAUGCUAUUUUUGUCCUUGCAAUAAUAAUAAUAUUGUAAAACAGGUAAAGCCCUUCCAUGAAGGCAACAUUGAGAUACUUAGCAGGAAUUGCAGGGCCUAGUGGUUUUGGUUCAAAUUCAACAGCAGAACAAGUUACUCAAAAUUGCUCUUCUUUCCUUCCUUCCGGUCUAACCGCUCUAAUCACUGGUGGAACUUCUGGUAUUGGAGCUGAAACAGCUAGAGUGUUAGCAAAGAGAGGAGUGAGAAUUGUGAUUGGUGCAAGGGACUUGAAGAAGGCAAUGAAAGUGAGAGACAAUAUACAAAAAGAGAGUCCAAAUGCUGAGGUUAUUCUGUUGGAGAUUGAUCUUAGCUCUUUUUGUUCUGUACAAAGAUUUUGUUCUGAUUUUUUAGCUUUAGAUCUUCCACUUAAUAUUCUAAUAAACAAUGCUGGUGUAUUCUCUCAAGAUUUGGAGUUCUCUGCUGAGAAAAUUGAGAUGACAUUUGCCACAAAUUACUUAGGACAUUUUUUGCUAACAGAAAUGUUAUUGGACAAAAUGAUAGAAACGUCCAAGAAGACAGAUAUUCAAGGAAGAAUAAUAAACGUUUCUUCUGUCAUACAUAGCUGGGUGAAGAGACAUGGUUUUUGUUUCAAAGAUAUACUCAAUGGAAAAAACUAUAAUGGAACACGUGCUUAUGCUCAAUCAAAAUUGGCCAAUAUUUUGCAUGCUAAAGAAAUAGCUAGACAACUCAAGGCAAGGAAAGCAAGAGUAACUAUGAAUGCAGUUCAUCCAGGUAUUGUAAAGACAGGAAUUAUUAAAUCUCACAAGGGGUUAAUAACAGAUUCCUUAUUUUUCAUAGCAUCAAAGUUACUGAAAUCGACAUCACAGGGUGCAGCAACUACAUGUUAUGUGGCUUUGAGUCCAAAAACAGAAGGGGUGAGUGGGAAAUACUUCACAGAUUGUAACGAGAGUAAGUGUUCUCGCUUAGCAAAUGAAGAAUCAGAAGCUCAAAAGUUAUGGAACAAUACUCAUGCCUUGAUACACAAACGACUCCACCAAGCAACAAACAAUAUGUAGUAUUCCUCCUUAAUUUUCUAGACUUAAUAGUCUAUAAGAUAUUGUAUAUAUUGGAUCAUUUUGAGCUGUAAAAAAAAGGCAACGUAAAAUGACUGAUAUAGUAACCCCCUCCCUAUGUGUAGUUGGCCAAUUUGAUUUGUUGUACAAACAAGAGAUCACCCUAUAAAGCAUAUAACCAUUAUAAUAAAGCAAAUAUGCAUGAGAGCCAAUGCUAUAUAUUCCUUGUAAUCGAUUAGUAUUAUUAUUACUGGUGUCUGGUAGUAUCCAAGUA
Messenger RNA from Medicago truncatula (barrel medic), 1493 nucleotides. RefSeq names its product short-chain dehydrogenase TIC 32 B, chloroplastic. The record is from RefSeq and is a predicted model, not a curated record. The coding region runs from base 224 to 1222 and encodes 332 amino acids. The transcript is spliced from 8 exons. NCBI's taxonomy places the organism in Eukaryota, Viridiplantae, Streptophyta, Magnoliopsida, Fabales, Fabaceae.